AUGUCGCCCUGUGUCCAUGCCCUUCCCCCUCUUCUCCCUCACCCUUUACCCUCUUCCCCCUUCCCCCGCCCCCCCCUUCUCUCCCCCCCCCUCCUGUCCCCGCUCACCUGUCCUCCGCCCGCCUCCAGUCCCCCCCGCCAUGAGCUCGUCCGCCUUCUCCGCGUGUCUGCUGCGCUCGUCCUUCGCCUACUACAGCGCGCCCUUCACCUCCGCGCCUGUGCCAACCGCGCCCUGGCUAUUCCGCCAGCCCCGCCAGCAGCGGUGACCCAGCAGCAGGUCUCAGCACGAGUUUCCGAGUCUGCUGCGUGCUGGAAUCGUGAAGGGGUGGCAGGGCAGGGGACAAAGGAGAGUGAUGGGAGUGAUGCAACGGGAAUGAGGGAUGGGAAAUUGAUGCAAGUGGGGGGAGAGGAGGAGGAGGAGGUGAUGAGGAGAGAGAGAGGAGGUAUAAUGUAUGGCAGGGAAAGGUCAAGACAUGGGGCAGUGGUGGUGGUGGUGGGGGGCGAGGAGGGGCAGGCGGGGAGAGGGAUUCUGCAGUGUGAGGAGGUGGUAAUGGGAGUGCAAAGGAGUGAGGAGGAGUGGAGAGUGAGAGGGAGUGGUAGCAGCCGUGCAAGGGGGUGGGGACACGUUGCAGGGAGGGGAGAGCGAGUGCGGUUGCAGCAGGAGAAAGAGGGGGCGUCCAAUGAGAAUGGUGGCUUGUGGGAAGUUGGGACGGGAGGUGGGGAUGAGAGUGGGGAGGAGUGUGGGGAGGAAGGUGAGAGUAGUGACCAGCAAGAGGUUAUCCAGGCAGGAGCUUAUGUAUAUGCCACUGCAUCCGCGUCUACCACUCUGCCUCUGUCUACCUCUGUUGGCUCCUAUAUCGUGUGCUGGAAUGGGGAACACGGCAUGGAAGGGAACCAGCAACAGCAGCAGCAGAUGGAUGAGGAGGUUGCGGCAUGCAGUGGGGGUGUGGACCAAAGUGCAGUUUUGGAAGAGAGGCGAGAGAAGGAGAGAAACUUUUGUGGUCAGCAGGGUUUGACUGCAGGGGGCCUUGUAACUGGCGCUGGGGAUGGUGGUGGUGGAGGUGCUGGGACAGUGGUGGGAUGCCAGGGCGCUUGGGUGACUCCUGCUGCUCAUGCUCAUGCUCAUGCUCAUGCUGAUGUUGUUGCUGUUGGUGAUUGUGUUGGUGUUGGUGAUGCUGAUGAUGCUGGUGGAUCCGACAGUGGCGUUGCUGGCAAUACUGAUGAGGAGCAGGAAGGAGAUAGGGUUGCAGAUGGGGAGGAUGGUGGCGAUGUGGAAGGGCUGUUGGAGCUGCAAGUGCUCGAUGCGGCUGUGGAUGCCUUGAUAGCUGAUGCUGAUGGUGUUGCUGAUUCUGACGCCCACAGGUUCUUUGCAAACCCCCCUCACCUUUCUCGAAGAAGCAAUUACAUGGGUGUUCCAUGCGUAUCACUUGUGUCUCCUCCUCCGCCUGCUCUUGCUGCUGCUGCUGCUGCUGCUGCUGCUGCUGCUGUUGGCGCUGCUGGUGCUGCAGCACACCCGCACGGAUUUUCGUUGCAUGCUGCUGCAGGCAGAGGUGUUGCGGCAGGUAUACCAGCAGCGUGGUUGCCUGCACCUGGUGGCGCUGUGGUUUCGUCUCUCCCAACUCCUAUCCUCCUACCUCCUCUCUUCGCCACACCAUUUGCUCCUCCGUUCCAUCCCUUCCCUCCAGACCCCACUCCUCUGUAUGGCACGCUGCCUUCUCCACCCUCCUCCCUCUCCGCACAAACACAGGCUGCUUGUAAAGGGACAGCAGUUGCUUAUAGCGAGCCACGGUAUGCUGGUGGGCUGGUGGAGGGGGAGAACCACGGCGUGCCUUUCAUGCCAUGCAAACAGCCGUCUGGUGCGUGCAGUGUGGGCAAUGUGGGCAGUGUGGGCAGUGCCAGUGCGCAUGGGAUGAAGGCACAUGUCAUGUCCUCGUGGCUUAUGGAUGGUGCUGGGACAUGCUUCGCGGCACCUACAGCUGAGUCUGAGCUAUGGCCGGGACUAGCUGAUUCAGCUUCUGCUGCCACUGCUGCCGCUGCUGCUGCCGCUGCUGGUGCUGCUGCUGCUGCUGACUAUGGUGGUGAUGCGGGUGCUGCUGCUGUCAAUGCAGCCACAGCAGCCGUGGUGUCCGUGCAGCAGCGAGUUUCCACAGACCCACACUCCGUGUCUUCUUGUGAUUUAUGUGUGGCUGCUGCACCUUGCACUGCAUGCCACUUUCGUCCGGUGCUGUGCUAUGCUGUCGCUCUUUCGCCUUGCUCCGUGCACCACUGCCUCUUUCCCUUCAUCUGCCCUCCUCCCCGCACGCAUAUGUCCCAAUUCCUCCCCGCACGCAUUUCCGCCCUAACCUUCUUGGAGCAUCCUCCCUCUGUUGCUGCUUCUCCUCUCCUUUGCCCCCCUUCUCCCCCCACCCUCCCCUCUUUCCCCACCCCCGUUCCCUGUCCUCCCUUCCCCCAAUCAACACCCCCCACGCCGCAAUGCCCGCCAGUUGUCGCUAUGGCACGGCAUGCAAGUUCAACCAUCCCCACAUGGCUCGACACCAUCGGGCCUUCCUCCCUCCCCGUAUGCAAUGCACACAUUCCCAUCUCUGCUGCGGUUGCUGUUGCCGCUGCCGGUUAUGCUCAGGACGUGCUCCCAAAGCCACCGCAGCAGCAGCAGCGGCGGCAGGGGGAGGGCGAGUGGGAGGAGUGGGAGGAGCAGCUGUCAGAGGCAUGGCUGCUGCCUGCGGGGCCGCGCCUUCGACUGUACCACCACCAGAAGCACCCUGAGAGGCCUGGCCUGCCCGACUGUGCUCAAGAAUUCACUACUCUUGCCUUUUCUGAUACUAAUGCUGCUUCUCACUCUCUCCCCUCACCUCCCGACCUCCCUCUCCCCACUUCCCCACUUCCCCACUUCCCCACUUCUCCCCACCCCUUCCCCCGCCCUCUUCUCCCCACUUCCCCACAUUGCUUUCUCCACCGCUUCUGGCUCGACACCCCACCCCACCUGCACUCUCUUGCCAAACCUCAGCACUAUGUCAGGACCGGCAACUGCAGAUUCGGCAACGAGUGCCGGUACAACCACCCGAAGCUGCGGGUAGAUGCAUCCACCGCAUGUGGCUGA
Molecule: messenger RNA, 3096 nt
Organism: Closterium sp. Naga37s-1
Lineage: Eukaryota; Viridiplantae; Streptophyta; Zygnematophyceae; Desmidiales; Closteriaceae
Source: the annotation of a GenBank genome assembly